Messenger RNA from Sporothrix brasiliensis 5110, 1656 nucleotides. Its product is annotated as cerevisin. NCBI's taxonomy places the organism in Eukaryota, Fungi, Ascomycota, Sordariomycetes, Ophiostomatales, Ophiostomataceae. The record is from RefSeq and is a predicted model, not a curated record. Gene Ontology annotation, molecular function: serine-type endopeptidase activity. The coding region runs from base 1 to 1656 and encodes 551 amino acids. Gene Ontology annotation, biological process: proteolysis. The transcript is spliced from 2 exons.
AUGAAGGGCUUGAUUGCUCUUUCACUGGCAGCCGUCGCCUCAGCGGCGCCUGCUUUCAACACGGAGACCAUCCACGGCGAUGCUGCUCCCGUUCUGUCGUCUGCGAACGCCGAGGAGGUGCCAGGUGCAUACAUCAUCAAGUUCAAGGACCACGUCGACGAGAAGACCGCCAAUGACCACCACUCGUGGGUCAAGAACAUCCAUGACUCCUGGGUGAAGACGUUCCCCGAGAACAAGGACGAGCGCAUCCUGGAGCUGCGCAAGCGUGGCCUUGGCCUGUCGCUGGCCGACGAUGUUUUCCGUGGCGUCAAGCACACCUACAAGAUCGGCAGCGGCUUCGUCGGCUACGCUGGUCACUUCGAUGACUCCAUCAUCGAGCAGGUCCGCCGGCAUCCUGACGUUGAGUACAUCCACCGGGACACUGUCGUCCACACAAUGAAGUACCAGGAGAUUGAGGUCACCAAGUCUGGCUGCUCUCCCGAGACCGAGAAGGGAGCCCCCUGGGGUCUGGCCCGUGUGUCCCACCGCAAGUCGCUGAAUUUUGGUACCUUCAACAAGUACCUGUACGCCGAGGAGGGCGGUGAGGGCGUUGACGCCUACGUUAUUGACACCGGCACCAACGUCGAUCACGUCGACUUCGACGGCCGUGCCCACUGGGGCAAGACCAUCCCCCAGGGUGACGAGGAUGUCGACGGCAACGGCCACGGUACUCACUGCUCUGGCACCAUUGCCGGCAAGAAGUACGGUGUCGCCAAGAAGGCCAAUGUGUACGCCGUCAAGGUGCUCAAGUCUAACGGCUCUGGCACCAUGUCCGACGUCAUUGCCGGCGUCGAGUUCGCUGCUCAGCGCCACAUUGAGCAGGUUGCCGCUGCCAAGAAGGGCAAGCGCAAGGGCUUCAAGGGCUCUGUCGCGAACAUGUCGCUGGGCGGUGGCAAGACCACUCCCCUCGACGCUGCCGUGAACGCUGCUGUCAACGCCGGUCUGCACUUUGCUGUUGCCGCCGGCAACGACAACGCCGACGCCUGCAACUACUCCCCCGCUGCUGCUGCCAACGCCGUCACCGUCGGUGCCUCGGCCAUUGAUGACAGCCGCGCCUACUUCUCCAACUUCGGCAAGUGCACCGACGUCUUUGCCCCUGGCCUGAACAUCCAGUCCACCUGGAUUGGCAGCAAGACUGCUAUCAACACCAUCUCGGGUACCUCGAUGGCGUCGCCCCACGUUGCCGGUCUCCUGGCCUACUACCUGUCUCUGCAGCCUGACACCGACUCCGAGUACUCCGUUGCGCCCAUCACCCCCGCAAAGCUCAAGUCGAACCUGCUUGCUGUUUCGACUGUCGGCACUCUGACCGACAUCCCCGCUGACACGCCCAACCUGCUCAUCUGGAACGGUGGCGGAUGCAGCAACUACACGUCCAUUGUCGAGGAGGGUGCUUACGAUGCGACUGCCGACAAGGUCCCCGAGAAGUCCGCUUCCGGCGUCGUACUUGACUCCGUCUCCGAGCUGGAGAAGGCCAUUGAGGCAGACCUUGAGAUCCUCUCCGGCAAGGUUGUCGGCAGCGCUUCGGCUUUCGGUCGCAAGGCUCACAAGUUCUCUGAGAAGAUCCACGAGCUGGUCGACGAGGAGCUGAAGGAGUUCUUCGAGGAGCUGAAGCAGUAA